GUGCAAACCGAAUAAUUGCUAAUUUAGAGUGUGAAACAAAUUGCGCAAUGAAAUGGAAUUAAAUAUUUAAAUGGCCUGUUGAAUGUGUCUGUUGUUCAGUUGUCCAUAAAACACGGUUUUUAUAGGGUACAUGGGAUUUGGUGCAAAAAUAUUCGUUUAGUUCGUACAUUUUUUUGUCGUUAGGAAGGUGCUCACGUUUUCAAUGUUUGUCUAAAUUUAAUCGGAUUCAGGUACAAAAUUGAAACUGUUCAAAUAUUCCGAUUUUUUUUUCGCUUGAAAAUUGAUUAAAUUCGAUGCAGUAAACAAAAAAACAGCAGUAAAUCUUGUUAAAAAUGCAGUAUUCAUGGGUAUAUUUGUGGUAUAUUGUUGGUUGUGUUGUGGUCGGUUGGCUAUUUUUCACCGUCGAGGCGCUAGACAAUGGACUGGCGUUAACACCACCGAUGGGUUGGCUAUCGUGGGAACGAUAUCGCUGCACUGUAGAUUGUCAUUUGUAUCCCGAUGACUGCAUCAGCGAGCGAUUGAUAAAAACGAUGGCCGAUCUCAUGGUUGCGAAUGGAUACAAAGCGGCUGGUUAUGAAUAUGUGAUAAUUGAUGAUUGUUGGUUGGAAGAAAAGCGUGACCCAAUCACGAAUGAACUAGUGGCGGAUCGAAUGCGAUUUCCCAGCGGAAUUAAAGCUCUAGCCGAUUACAUUCAUGAUAAAGGCUUAAAGAUUGGCAUCUAUCAGGACUAUGGCACAAAAACAUGUGCCGGCUACCCGGGAAUUAUUGAUCACAUGGAAUUGGAUGCAAAAACAUUUGCACGAUGGCAAAUUGACUAUGUAAAAUUGGACGGAUGCUACGCUGACUAUCGCCAAAUGGAUGUGGGCUAUCCGGAAUUUGGUCGGUUAUUGAAUGCAACCGGACGGCCCAUGGUCUAUUCAUGCAGUUGGCCCGCUUAUCAAGAGGGCGAAGGUUUGCUGCCAAACUACGAAUUGUUAAAAAUGCAUUGUAAUUUAUGGCGAAAUUGGGAAGAUAUCCAGGACUCAUAUGAAUCAUUUUCGGGAAUUGUACGCUAUUUUGCCGCCAAUCAGUCACGAAUCCAGCCGCAUGCUGGCAGAGGACAUUGGAAUGAUCCGGAUAUGUUAAUUAUUGGGAAUUUUGGUUUGUCAUUGGAUCAGAGUAAAAUGCAAAUGGCCAUUUGGGCCGUAUUAGCUGCGCCAUUGCUUCUGUCAACCGAUUUGAAACAAAUUCGACCCGAAUUCAAAGCCAUUUUACUCAACAAACAAAUCAUUGCCGUCAACCAAGAUGAAUUGGGAAUUCAGGGUCUUCUCGUGCGGUAUGAACAAGGGAUUCAGUGCUGGAUUCGACCAAUAACACCCGUCGUAUAUGGCGCACAUUCGUAUGCGAUUGCUUGGACGAACACACGAGACGAUGGCAUCCCAUUCGUAAUUUCGUACAAUUUAACCGAUUUGGGAUUGACACACAAACCCGGUUACCAUGUCACUGAUCUAUUUAACGAACACCAUUCGUUUGUCAUCCAACAACCCUACGCCGAUUUUAAAGUACGCAUCAAUCCGACAGGUGUCGUUUUCUACAAAUUCACACCGCGCAGAACCGAGAAAAAACUUACAGCGCGGCCAUUCUCAUUUUGGAAGCAGUUCUUGCAAUUGAUUCAUAGUAGAGAUAUAAAAACAUUUUUAACAUAUUGAAUCUUGUAACUGAAACUUCCUGAUCGAUAUUUUUUUUUUAAAUCAAAAGCUUAUAAUUUUAAUUUUCAAUUAAAAUUGCUAUCUUUUUUUAUGUUUCUUUUUUAUAUCGAAAUUUUUAUGUCAAAAUAUGUCAUCUAAAAUCAAAUGCUGCUAAUGAAUAAACACACUUCCAUUUAAGUCA
Messenger RNA from Sitodiplosis mosellana (orange wheat blossom midge), 1869 nucleotides. Its product is annotated as alpha-N-acetylgalactosaminidase-like. Gene Ontology annotation, cellular component: cytoplasm. Gene Ontology annotation, biological process: oligosaccharide metabolic process; glycosylceramide catabolic process; glycoside catabolic process. The record is from RefSeq and is a predicted model, not a curated record. The coding region runs from base 333 to 1688 and encodes 451 amino acids. The transcript is spliced from 8 exons. NCBI's taxonomy places the organism in Eukaryota, Metazoa, Arthropoda, Insecta, Diptera, Cecidomyiidae. Gene Ontology annotation, molecular function: alpha-galactosidase activity.